CUCUUAUCGUUGCUUCCUAGUGAGAAGCCACAGGACAGGAAAUUUACGCUUCACACUAACUCCAUUAUUGUUUAUAGAUUUCCAUCUGUUAGCAGUAAUGCUCCCUUUAAGUAUUGUUUUACCCCUGUAAGCCCAGGAAAAUCGGACGUCAUUUGGUCUGACUACUGUACUAGAUUUAGGUUACGUUCUGCCUGACAAAUACAUAUAAUCUAGCAGCAAGGUUGUGUCAAGGAUUGCAAGCAAACUGACAGCCAUCUGUGGAUUAAGUUUCAGAGGGUGGGGAUGCUUUCAGUUGAUACUGUAGCUGUUUUCAUAUGUUGGCCUCAGUUGAUAUGGUUAUUAUUAUUACUAGUUCCUCGAUGAAUCAACAUUUCAGUUGGGCAUGACAAGUCCUGCCUGAUUGGUUGGCUGGGCAGUGCUGAUUUCUUGACAAGUCUCUUCACAAUUCUGUUUUCAAUAUAAUAAAAAUAGAUAGUAAAUGAAGCGAAGUGGUUGUCGAUUAGCAUGAGGACCCAUAAGAUCCAGUGUCCUGUGCCUCUGUGUUGGGACUUUGGUGCUUUUGGCGAUUCGCAUGGCAAACCUUGAAAUUUCCCCUGUGCGUUACCAGAUGGCAGAAGAGUCUAAUUCUUUGGAGUACACACCAACAUGGGUAGUUGCUGUUGUCUGCUUUGUAAUCGUUCUAAUGUCUCUUUUCGCUGAACGUGCUCUCCAUAAACUGGGAAAGUGGUUGAACAAAAAGAAACAAGAAGCAUUAUUUGAAGCCCUACAAAAAUUAAAAGAAGAAUUGAUGCUUUUGGGGUUUAUCUCCCUUCUGCUAACUGUUACUCAAAAUGCUAUAAGCCGCAUUUGCAUUCCACCUCAGUUUGCAUCUGUAAUGCUUCCAUGCAAGAGAGAAACUGAGAGCAGAAAUCAUGGAGAACAUUUUCAUCAGGCUCUAAACAGUCGGAGGCGCUUGCUGUCUGCCAGCAGUAAUGCAGCUCACUGUAGUCAUGAGGGGACGGUUCAACUGUUUUCUUUGGAAGCAUUGCACCAGUUGCAUAUCUUUAUCUUUGUUUUGGCAGUUGUGCAUGUGAUAUUCUGUGCCUCUACAAUGGUUCUUGGAGGGGCAAGGAUACGGCAAUGGAAGGCGUGGGAAAAGUCAAUCUGGAGUUCAAAACCAGAAGAUCAAACUAAGCCUGCUCAUGAACACCAUCACCGUCUGUUCCAACACCACCAUAAUCUGUUCUUUGAGAAGCAUGCUAAAGGACAUUGGAGAAAGUCAGUUGUUAUUAGUUGGUUGAUUUCAUUCUUUAAACAUUUUUUUGGCUCUAUAACCAAGUCAGACUACAUUGCACUUCGACAUGGAUUUAUCACGCAACAUUGUCCGCAUCUCCCCCAGUUUGAUUUCCACGAAUACAUACUGCGGACGCUUGAAAUCGAUUUCAAAAAAAUUGUUGGAAUAAGCUGGCAUCUGUGGCUCUUCGUGGUGAUCUUUUUGCUGCUGAAUGUGGAAGGGUGGCACACGUAUUUUUGGUUGGCCUUUUUGCCUUUAGUUCUUCUCCUCCUUGUGGGUGCUAAGCUAGAACACAUAAUCACCUGUAUGGCUCAGGAGGCGGAUGAGAAGAUGCACAAGAAGGAAGUGAAGCCUUCUGACAACCACUUCUGGUUUCACAACCCUGUCAUUAUGCUUCACUUGAUUCACUUCAUUCUCUUUCAGAAUUCAUUUGAGAUAGCCUUCUUCUUCUGGAUUUGGUCCACAUAUGGAUUCCGUUCAUGCAUCAUGGAAAAACUGGGAUUCAUCAUUCCAAGACUUAUUAUGGGCUUGAUUGUUCAAGUGCUAUGCAGUUACAGCACCUUACCUUUGUACGCUCUGGUCUCCCAGAUGGGAACAAACUACAAGAGAAGCAUGUUCUCUGCUCAUAUGCAAUCAGCAUUAGGCAGAUGGGCUCAUGCUCAAGCUGAUCCGCUCACAACAGAAUCAUCUGAGACUGUUCCACAGGAAAUGCAUGUUAUAGAACCAACUGCAGAAUCUGUAACUCAACAUUCCAUUAUUUCUCCAAUUCCUUAAAUUUCCAUAUUCCUUCCCUCCUCUUUUACUGAUCUCUUCAGCAACUAUACUUCAAAAUUUCCCUUCUUUCUUUUAUAGCCUUCACGAUGCUGAUUUAUAUUUAUUUAUUUGGAUUACAUCUUUAAAUAUCAUUUUGUAUUCCUCUUCUAUCCUUAAAAAAAGAAACUUACUGAUUAUCAAUUCUAUUUCUCAUUCAAUCUGAAUGAAAUUUCUCAACUCAUUAAAUUGGCAUGUGGUGGACAACCCUGCUUUAAAAACAAAAAAUAUAUUCUUUUGAAUCUGGAGAACUGCUUUUAGAGAAAAACAAGUAGAUUGAGGUUUUUCAAAAGAAAAUAGAUUUGUCAAAAACAGUUUAUAAAAAUAUAUUUUAAUAAACAAAUAAUUUAUUGAAUAAAAAAAUUAUAAACCUGCUUUUUAAUUCUAAAUGGUGGAAAAUAAUAUAAAACUAAAUUAGUGCCUUAACCUAGUGAAGAUCAAAUCUCACCAGGACUGGGAAAAAGAAACAACAGGAGGAAGGAGCAUAUGAAAAGGGUGGCAUAUAAUGCUAGAAGGAAGAUAGACACAAUCAGAUGCUAAGAGGAAAUGACAUAACAAAACACAAACUCCACCUAGCUAUAUUUAGGUUCCAUUUGGCAAAUUUUUCUUUUUAUAUCAAAAGCACACAAAAUAAUCCUUAAAUAAUGAAACAAAAUCAAAGAAUUCCUACAAGCAUGUGGACCAUUAAACCUAUUUCACUAUAAGAUCCAGAAACAAUGGCUCCUCUUUCACCAUUGCAUAUUGCCACUCCUAAUUCUGCAUAAGAUAACCAAAUUCCUGUACCCUAACUUUGGUAAAGAGAAAUUAAGACAAGCUUAUUUUUUUCCAAAAGACUGAAAGCUUUUAUCUAUUUUCUUAAUAAUUUAAGUGGGUAAACCCAAAUAUCCUGAAUUCUCAGAACAUCAUCUUUAAUAUUUUAAUCAUAUCAUGCAGAUGCUCAGGUGACAUUUAUAAGUUUAUUGAAUAUUAACUACAGAAUAAAAUGUUCUG
Ricinus communis (castor bean) is the source of this 3073-nucleotide messenger RNA. RefSeq names its product MLO-like protein 13. The record is from RefSeq and is a predicted model, not a curated record. Gene Ontology annotation, biological process: defense response. Gene Ontology annotation, cellular component: membrane. NCBI's taxonomy places the organism in Eukaryota, Viridiplantae, Streptophyta, Magnoliopsida, Malpighiales, Euphorbiaceae. The coding region runs from base 572 to 2047 and encodes 491 amino acids. The transcript has 15 exons.